Acanthopagrus latus (yellowfin seabream) is the source of this 2232-nucleotide messenger RNA. It is a transcript of the gene ankrd63, whose product is annotated as inversin-A. The record is from RefSeq and is a predicted model, not a curated record. Bases 174 to 1790 code for a protein of 538 amino acids. The transcript has a single exon. NCBI's taxonomy places the organism in Eukaryota, Metazoa, Chordata, Actinopteri, Spariformes, Sparidae. Gene Ontology annotation, molecular function: protein binding.
GAGGGAGGUAUAAAAACACUGGCAGCUGCUCUCUGAGUCUUACUCUGAGGUAAAUGCACUCGCUGUCAACACACGGAGAGCCUCUGAGAACUUGCCGCACACUUUCUCUCCCUAUUUGUCACAUCCUCCCUCGGCUCACUUGAAGGCUCGGCUCAACAAGUAGCCGUUCAAGAAUGAUGCGACCCAAAGAUUUACGCCAGGGCUCUGGCACCAAGACCUUCCUAGACGCCAUGCAUGGUGGUAAAGUCCACCUGGCGCGCUUCAUCCUGGACGCCUUGGACGGACGCAUCAUCAACUCCAAGACAGAAAACAGCCGCACCCCGCUCAUGUACGCCGUCUGCCUGCAAGACCCUGGGACCAGGGCCAAGUUCACCCGUCUGCUGCUGGAGAAAGGGGCGGAUGUCAACUGCCAGGAUGAGGAUGGUCGCACGGCUCUGAGCAAUGCCUGCGAGAUGGGUCACCUGGACGUGGUUAAGCUUCUAGUGCAGUUCAAUGCUGACCCGGACGUCUCUGACGCCUGGGGUAACAGCGCUCUGAUGUAUGCUGCCUUUUCUGGGCACAGCCAGGUUGUUGAGUUCCUGGUCCGGGCUUUCAAAAGAAUGGGACUGAGGCUGGACAGAACCAACCAUGCUGGUCACUCAGCCAUCGAAGUGGCUAACUUCUUUGGACACAAGCAGUGCGUGCAGAUUCUGAACUUUCCUUGCAGGAGGGGUGUUAGCACAGAUGAUCCCCUUGCUGACUCGGGUACCAUCGGUGCAGCAGAGUGCCGGCUGCCCAACAGGCUCCCCAGGCACGUUCUGGAGAGGUUCUCCAAGCAGGUGAAAAACAAUGAAGACCAAUUGCCCGGGGUGUUUCAGAGACAGCCGAAGAUCGGAGACAGCAGCGGGAUAUGGAACCGCUUCAGAUGUCCCAGGAGCCAGUCUCAAGAGGACAGUCAUCGCCACAGCUGGGCUCUGCCUCCUCAGAUAGAGAAAAGCCAGAUCGAGGGGGAUCACAGCGUUCUUUUCACCGCCAAACAACUGCAAAACUGUCAGCUUAGAGACCUCAGAGGGGCUAAAACACUGAACUCUCUGCCUGAGCCAAGCCAGAAAGAUGUCAGCCGAGACCCUGGACUCCAAGAGGAAACACCCGUAACUUUUCCUCCCUGGGGGAAAGCGAAGUCGUUCAACAUGGACCUCCUGAGCAGCAGAAAGCAGUCCUAUCAGGGUGAUGUGUGUGACAUGAGUCUGUCAGCCAGCAAAUUAAAGAGAGCCUCGCUUCAGGAUGAGAGAUGUCUGAUAGACAAGAUGGAAUGUCAAGGGAACACCCGGGGCCUGACAAACGAUGCUGACAAAACUGUCUCCAUGCCAAAACCUCUUUUAAGCGGCAAGAGUCAGCCCGUGAGAGCACUCGAGGAGAAUGUCAAAUCACAGAAAGAAGAGGCUAAUGACACAGCCCCAUCCAGCAGAAGAGAGCAGCAGAAGCGAGGGAGCCUCGGCCCAAUCGGCAGACACAACAAACUGCUGUUUGCCAGAGGGGAGCUGGAGUCAGGGAAGAUCCCGAGCCAUACGCCGGGGCUCAUGGGUCUUGGGACCAGGCUGCUGCGUCGAUUCACCGCGCCGGAGUUCAUGAGAAUGGUUAUAGACUGUUCGGCGGGCUCCGCGAACGGCAGAGGGAGGAUGUCCCGCUCCGAAACCUUCCCCCUCUCUCACACACACCAGCAGGUCAACAGCCAGCCGAGCGUCGACAGCAUCAGCGGAGUGAAGUGUGAGUUUGAAAGCUGCUCGUCUCAGUCCGCCCUCGAAGAAUAAGGACAAUGUCUAGUGACAGAAAUGGCUGGUGGGCAAAUUUUUACAGCACUUAAAAUUCUGACAGCGCAGUUUGACUGCCUGACAAAUAUAUUCUAUUUACUAGGAGAAACAAUAAUCCUCUGCUUAUGUUGCAGUUUAAUAGUUUUUUUCAAUGUUUAUCAAUAAAAAAAAAUGAGGGUUUUAAAGCUAAUUGUUCAGUUGCAUACAAUUUUGCUAUUCUAUAUUUGAGCUCAUUUAUAAAAUCAACAUGAUAUCCAUCUGUGAGCUACCGGAUACAACUAUUUUUUUUUCACAUAUAUAAAAUUUAUAUUGUAUGGAUUUCAAUGUAUUUGAUAUUGCUUCUGUGUUUAUAAGAAACAUUGUAUGUAUUUUGCUCAAAGAUAUUCAGUAAGCGUGCAAUGUAUGUUUCAGACUGAAUACCUAAUAAAAACCAGCUGUUCAA